AACGCCAUCUUGUAAUAUCGGUUUUUACGUGUGUGUGCGUGGGUGUACGUCGAAAUCUGGUUGCAAGUGACGAUUUUAAUAUAGUUUUCAUUGAACAAUAUAAAAAUUUAAGACAAAAAUUAACGUAUAAAAUAGGACAUUGAAAUUAUUUAAGUUCGUUAAAUAAGUGUAGAAAUUGAAUAAUGGGUCGAAAAAAGAAGAAGCAAUCGAGGCCAUGGUGCUGGUAUUGCAAUCGAGAAUUUGACGAUGAAAAAAUUCUCAUUCAACAUCAGAAGGCAAAACAUUUCAAGUGCCACAUUUGUCACAAAAAACUUUACACAGGCCCCGGUCUCAGUAUACAUUGUAUGCAGGUGCACAAAGAGGCAAUAGAUAAGGUUCCAAAUUCACUACCAAAUCGAAGUAAUAUUGAAAUCGAGAUUUAUGGUAUGGAGGGUAUACCGCCGAAUGACGCGAAGGAACAUGAAAAGCAACGCAAUGGUAAUCGCCCUGGUUCACCGAGUUCAGGCGAAGAUGAACCCGUGCAAAAGAAAGCAAAACCAGAGGGAUUAUUGGGUUCAGCUCCGGGUGCGACGACAAAUUCAAAUUCAUCUGUGAUGUCAGGAGGAAUGUCCGGAAUGCAGGGACAUCCGGGAAUGCCUCAAAUGGGACAGUUCCCACCGCCCAUGCAUCCCAUGAUGGGACCAAUGGGUCAUGUCGGUCCAGCUUUCAUGGGACCUGGAAUGAUGCAAGGAAUGCCGGGUAUGCCACCGGGAAUGCAACCGCCAGUCAGCGGUGCGUCAGUGCCGCCUACACGACCUCUAUUUCCAAGUGCAGCGGCUGUGUCAACUGCCACAUCGACGUCGGCGACUCCACUUGGCGCUGAUUUCAAACCAAUCACAUCCAUUGCCGGUGGAUCGAUUGGUCCCAUGAAGCCAACAUUCCCCGCAUAUAGCGGCUCGGAUUCGGCAUCACACAACAGUAAUUCCGAUCCGAAAAUUAAUCUCAUAACAACUACUGGCGCCGCCAGUAAAAUUAUUCAUCCACCCGAGGAUCUUAGUCUCGAGGAGAUUCGAGCGAGAUUACCAAAGUAUCAGCGACGACAGAUCGAGGAUUCUCGUUCUAGUCAAGUGGAAGCAGCCCAACAGCAUGCGGCCGCAUUGCAUCAUCAUCAUCAGCAGCAACAACAGCAACAACAGCAAGCGGUGGCAAAUGCUGCGGCUGCAUUUCAGGAUCAACAGCAACGUCAACAGGCCGCCUUAAGUGCCUUACAUCAACAACAACAAAGGUUUCAAAGGCCUCCACAAGCAGUUGUGGUACCAGCAUCAGCCGGCAUGCCAGUUAGUUCCGUAGCAUUAAUGGCGCCGCUCAUGCGACCAACCAUGACACUUGCUGCACCAGCUCUUAUUCAUGGAGGUAACAUGAUGCGACCGCCCCCCAUGGGCCUGCCACCAGGUAUGAUUGGAGCAUUACCACCGGGUGCAAUGCAUCCGGCAUUCGCUGCACCAAUGGGUUUUCCUGGCGCACCAAUGCUAGCGCCAAUGAUGCAUCCACGUUUUAGAUGAUCGCCCCCAAUGGACGGGCCCAAUCCACCCCUGCAUUUCGUGCUAUGGGCUCGCCCCUAAUAUUCUCCUUAGGGUUCGGACCUUGGAAAAUAAAGAAAGAAAGAAAAAAAAUUAAAAAAAAGAAACACCAACAACUUGCAGAAAAAAUAAACGCCAGGCAACUCCAUCAGAAAUUAGCCACAACAGAAGUUAGCAAAAUCUUUGUUUUUUUAUCUUAUUAUUAUUAUUAUUAUUAUUAUUACUGAUUAAUUAAUUAUUAAUUAUCAUCAUCGUCUUAGAGAAGUGAGUCGUUCAAUAAUGUAGAGGAAAAAAAAAGGAAAACAAUUUUUUUUUCUUCUACAAUUUGGACUUCUUAUAACUCUGAACCAGUGUUGACGUCUCGGAGUGACGCCAGGUGGCGCUUCACGCUGUCGCUAGAAAAUUGGGAUUUUCCCCUUUUCUUCUUCCUAUUAUUAAACUUCCAAUUUUUUUUUUCUUUGGAAAUUAGCUUGAAAAUUAUGUAUCGUUUUCGCGAUAUUUAGUGGCAGCGUGAAGGUCUUGUCGCCUCAGGUUAGUCGCAUAUUUUAUUUUGUUCAAUCCUUUGGCGCGAUUUCAUCAUUAAUAAAAAUGUUUCAUUAUUUACUAAUAUAAUUUCUUUAAUUAUGCAAAAAAAAAAAUCGGUAAAAUUCAAGAGGUUAGGAAUAAAUGUUUCAAGUUAACUAAGCAACUGAAAGUAUUUUUUUUUUAAUUGAUAAAACGAGGAAUAUUAUUUUUUUCUUAUUGUGUACUCACCUUAAAGCAGUUCAUUUUUUAGUCUAUUGUGCAUUGACCCUAAUGGACUUAAAAAAUUUAUACGGACCCUAAAAUAAUAUAUUUCAGAGUCAAUAUUGUGUACUGACCUUAAAGCAGUGUAUUUUAGAGUCUUUAUUGUGCAUUGACCUUAAAGGCCUUAAAAUAAUCUUAGAGUCGAUAUUGUACAUUGACCCUAAAAUAAUACAUUUCAGAGUCAAUAUUGUUUUGUACAGACCUUAAAGCAGUGUAUUUUUGAGCCUUUCUUGUGUAUUCACAUUAAAGGCCUUAAAAUAAUCUUAGAGUCGAUAUUGUACAUUGACCCUAAAAUAAUAUAUUUCUGAGAUGAGUCAAUAUUGUGUACUGACCUUAAAGAGCUUUUAUUGCAUAUUUACCUUAAAGGCCGUAAAAUAAUCUAUUGUAGAGUCGAUAUGAGCUUUAUAGCUUGUCGUUUCGUUUCUAACCUCAAUAGUUGAAUAUAAAAUUAUAUUUAAACUGUAAACGCUUUUCUAAAAUACUUUUUUUUCUUUUGAUUCGAAUGGAUGAAAUCGCGCUGAAAAUGCCUAUCCUUGCAAGAAUCAUGUUGACGACGCAUGAGUGAGUGGUAAGUACGGAGGGUGAUCUUAAAAAAAAUGAAACGGACACCAGCUCUCGACACUCGACUCACGCCAUUUUUAAUUUCCCGAACCAAUUAUUAACAUUUUGUCCAUUUUCAAUCUUUGAUUGUCGAUUUUCGUGAUUUUUUUUUGUAAAUUUCUGCCAAGAGAGAAAAUUUGAAUUAAAUUGCUUUUUAUUAGUUCUCGAGUAUUGUUUACGAACGCGCAGGGUAUAUGAGAUAAACAAAUAUAUAUUUAUUUCUUUCUUUUGUUUUUGAGGUUAGAAUCAACUGCGCAUGUCUCAUCACUGAUUGGUUCUAAUUUCCCGCGUUUUAUUUAAAAUGAUUUAUUUGGAAAAAGAUUUAUUCUUUUAUAAUUUUGUUUAGAGUUUUUGUUAAUAAAAAAAAUAUGUAUUAUUGUAAAAAUAAUUUAUUAAAUUUUGUGAAUAUUAAUUAUCGUUUUUCUUUAAAUAUUUAUUUGGUAAAUAAAUAAAGGUGAAGAGAAUAUCUUUUUCAAAAACAAAAAAUCAUAAAUAAAAUGUGUUAUUUUAGAUAAUGGAGUGAUUUCAGUUAGACAUGCGCAAUUAGUUUAACUUUAACGAAAAUUUUAAAAAUUUGGAAAUUUUUUCAAAACUUUUUUUCUUUAAUUAUAAACUAUAGUUAAUGAAAAUGACAUCGAGGAUUGAAAGUAUAAUUUGAAUAAUUUCCUGAAAAAUAAAAAUUUUCCUUGUCACAAUCCUUUUCUCAUGCUGACUGUCCGCUAGUCUCUAUCUAUCUCUCUCUCUUUCUUUCUAUUUUUCUUUCUCGUUUUUUCUUUUACUCUGUCGUUACACACCGAAAAAAAAGUCGUGUACGUACUUGCUCUGCGUAUUGUUAUUCAAUUUAUACACUUUCCUUUCAGGGAUCGCUCUGCAGAGUUGAAAAAAUACUUAAAAUUUAUUUCUUUUUGAUCGAGUUAAUAAAAAUAUUAACAUUCAUCAUUCAAAGUAUCAAAAAAAAAUUUUUUUCUUACUCAACAAAAUUUUAUUAAAAAUUUUUCCCCUUGAAAAACAAAACAAUUUCAAUCGACUCGGCAGGGCUGAUCUUUUUUAAACGCAAAAUUUUUGAACAUGUAGAAAAGUUUUGUUAAUUAUUUGAGUGUCAUAAUUAUCGACUGUUCCGAAUAAAGUUUUUGUGGAAAGUUGAAAAAUAAAAAAAAAAACUGGGCAAUAGUCUGAUGUUCUUAGAAAAUGAUAAAUUUCUUCUCAAAUAAUAAAAAAAGUAUUCAAUAAUAUCAUUUUUCUUAUUUUGCCUAAUUACGUUAUACAUAUUUCCAAAAUUUAUCACUUUCAUUAAAAAUAAAAAUAAAAACAUUGUGUAUUCGACUUUUCUCAGAACAACGGGCAAUGGCCACAUAUUGUUUCAACCAAUCACAGCUCUAAUCGCUGUUGGACCUUUCAGGUCCCUUGCCACAAGGCAGGCGAUUGUUUGGACCUACCGUCUUUGAGUCGUCGAAUCCCGAGUUCAAACACUGCAAUUUUUUUCAUUUCUGAUCGUUUAGUAAAUUGUUUUUUGUCAUUGUGUCGAUAGAAAUCGAUGUAUCGAUAGUAAUCGAUGUUUUCAUUAUCGAUAUUAUUCAAUAUAUCGUUAAUAAUCAACAGUAAUUGAUUAUAUUUGACGUAUCGAUAUUAAUCGAUUAUAUUUGAUAUAUCAAUACUAAUCGAUUAUAUUCGAUGUAUUGAUAUUAAUCGAUUAUAUUCAAUGUUUUGAUAAUAAUCGAUUAUAUUUGAUAUAUCAAUAAUAAUCGAUUAUAUUUAAUAUAUCGAAAACAAUUGAUUAUAUUUGAUGUAUCGAUAAAAAUUGAUUAUAAUCGAUAAUGUUUGAUGUAUCGAUAUUAAUUGUUAGUAAUCGAUAAUGAGCGAUGUAUCGAUAAUAAUCGACUUGCGAUUAACUUAUCGAUACAUUGAAGAAUAAUUAAUAAAUUGAGAUAUAAUCGACAUAUAUAUAGUGAGGAAUAUCAUUAAAUUAAGAAAAAAUUGUUUGCAGUACUUUCUGUUUGUAUUUUUUGUUAUAAAAAUAAGUUUUAAGAAUGUAAUAUUUGACGUCACUCGGGGAUUGUAUGGCUUGAUUGACGCGUGGCUGGACCGAGAAA
Leptopilina heterotoma is the source of this 5035-nucleotide messenger RNA. RefSeq names its product BUB3-interacting and GLEBS motif-containing protein ZNF207 (gene BuGZ). The transcript has 6 exons. Bases 183 to 1541 code for a protein of 452 amino acids. Gene Ontology annotation, cellular component: nucleus. The record is from RefSeq and is a predicted model, not a curated record. Gene Ontology annotation, molecular function: DNA binding. NCBI's taxonomy places the organism in Eukaryota, Metazoa, Arthropoda, Insecta, Hymenoptera, Figitidae.